This is a messenger RNA of Athalia rosae (coleseed sawfly), 860 nucleotides long. It is a transcript of the gene Chchd2, whose product is annotated as coiled-coil-helix-coiled-coil-helix domain-containing protein 2. NCBI's taxonomy places the organism in Eukaryota, Metazoa, Arthropoda, Insecta, Hymenoptera, Athaliidae. Gene Ontology annotation, cellular component: nucleus; mitochondrion. The transcript has 3 exons. The record is from RefSeq and is a predicted model, not a curated record. Gene Ontology annotation, biological process: mitochondrion organization. Bases 235 to 672 code for a protein of 145 amino acids.
UUACCUCCCGUGACUCGAGCCACGACGUUAUUCGGAUUCCAUACAAUAAAACAUACCUCAAUAUUUCUGUAUACAUAUACACGUAUACAUCAUCAUUCCGGAAUAUUCUGCGUUGUGUAACUCCUCUCUAGUAUCAGCCAGCUAAGCCCAGUAUCGAAACGGACUUGAAGCAAGUCGGUUCACACGUUUGGUGAAAGUAAAUUCUCAGGAAAUCAGGAACAAAUAAUCUCCAAAAUGCCGCGACGAGGACGUGCCGCGAGUCCACCACCUCGAAGAGUGACCAGCGCUCCCCCUGCAAGGGCUGCGCCUCCUGCGGCCCAGCCACCGAUGCAUGCGGCACCAUCAACACCGAUGGCUGCUCCGUCCCAGGGUCCAUCCUUGAUGGGACAAAUGGCUGCAACGGCUGGUGGAGUAGCAAUUGGAUCGGCAGUUGGGCACACGAUUGGACAUGCCAUGACCGGCAUGUUCAGUGGAGGAUCAAGCAAUGAUGUCCCAGUACAGCAGGCUGCACCACAGGCUGCUCCCAUCGGCAGCUCUCCCGUACAGCCCAGCGGACCUUGCGCUUGGGAAAUCAAGCAGUUUUUAGAGUGUGCGCAGGGCCAAUCGGACCUCACGCUUUGCGAGGGAUUCAACGAAGCUCUACGGCAGUGCAAAGUUUCUAACCACAUCUAAUAGCGAGGAAUAAGUGUGUUUGAAAAGUAGAAACAUCAAAACACACCAAGUACAUAAAAAUAUAUGCAACUGAUGGCUCAAGAUCACGAGAUCUACAUUAUUUAUGGCAUCAAUUGAGUGCAGAGUGCCGUCAAUGUCCUGAAAUGUACAAUGUGUAGAAUAUAAUUAAAUAAAUGAAACAAACACGA